Molecule: messenger RNA, 3387 nt
Organism: Thermothelomyces thermophilus ATCC 42464
Lineage: Eukaryota; Fungi; Ascomycota; Sordariomycetes; Sordariales; Chaetomiaceae
Exons: 3
Coding region: 152-3259 (1035 amino acids)
Biological process (GO): DNA strand elongation involved in DNA replication; DNA replication; double-strand break repair via break-induced replication
Cellular component (GO): MCM complex; nucleus
Molecular function (GO): single-stranded DNA helicase activity; ATP binding; single-stranded DNA binding
Source: RefSeq, a predicted model, not a curated record
GCCCGCCUUACCCAACUGAGUGUCCCACCCUCGCAGCUCUCGCAACUCUUCCUCUGCCGACAAGCACUUUCACCCGGCAUCCUUUGACAUACCACUGCCGGCAAUUUUUUUUCCCCCUUUCGUUUUGGAACCAGAGGAACAGUGGACCAACAUGUCGUCGCCAGCCAAGAGAUCGACGCGCAGCUCUGCAACGCCGAGCCGGGCCACUCGCAGCUCGCAGCAGCAGCAGCAGCAGCAGCAGCAGCAGCAACAGAGCAGCCCCGCGGCUGGCCCCUCGAACCGCCCGACCGCAGCAGAGAGGACACCCCGCCAGACGAGGUCAUCGCAGCUCGCCUCUAGCCCGCUGUUCUACCAGUCUUCGUCUCCUGCCCCCGGCGCCGAUAGGCCCUCUUCCCCUCUCCGCCAGAUGAGCAAUAGCCAGAGCACGGCCAACCACGCACCCAGCUCGCCCUUGCGCCAGCAGACAGAGACCCAGAGCGCCGGAGACCGGACUCCCCGCCCGAGCGCUCGCCUCAUCGGAGACUCCUCCCCGAUCCGCUAUGACCCCAGUUCCAGUCCUGGCCGCCAGCUCACCCAGCAGUCCGACCUCCGCAGCGACAGCAGCGCGCUGUUUGUGAGCUCUCGGCGAUCAGACGUCGCCAGGCCCUACCGAGGAGAUAUCAACUCCGAUGUCAUCCGCACCCCCCGGGUGCCCCGCCGCAUCAUCUUGGACGACACCGGCCGCGUGGUCCGGGACGGUUCCGCGCUCGGGUCAGAUGCCGCUUCCUUCGCAAACAAUAACCCCCAUACCUCGGAGGCCGAUGCUCUCGGUGGCCCGAGCCAGAGCCUUGUCUGGGGUACCACCGUCUCGCUCGAGGAUUCCUUCGCCUCCUUCAGGGACUUCCUCCGCAACUUCACCAAGAAGUACCGCAUGUGGGCAGACGGCGCCACCGAGGCCGACACCAGCGGGAACCCCGAGGCUGACUCGAAGCCGUACUGGGAGGCCUUGGAGAACAUGCUGCUGCUCGGCACCAACAAGCUGUACCUGGACCUCCGCGACCUUAAGGCCUAUCCCCGGACGGUGAAGCUGUGGCACCAGGCCCAGGCGUACCCGACCGAGAUCAUCCCCGUCAUGGACCAGUGCGUCCACGACUGCAUGAUCGAGCUUGCCCAGGCCGAGAUGGCGAGCCAGAGGGCCGCUUCGCACAGCGCCGCCGCCGCCGCCGCGGCCAACGCGCCCCAGGCCUCCCAGAGCUCCGAGAUUGCAUUCCCCAGCUCCGACCGCGGAGAGGACUCGUCCACGCCCCGGCCCUCUCAGCGGGACCAGAUGACGCUCGAGGACCAGGUGAUGAAGCAGCAGUACCUGGUGCGCCCUUGGGGCCUGGAGAAGACCAUCAACCUGCGGGACCUCAACCCGUCCGACAUGGACAAGCUCAUCUCCAUCAAGGGCCUCGUCAUCCGGACGACCCCCGUCAUCCCGGAUAUGAAGGCGGCCUUCUUCAAGUGCAGCGUCUGCGGCCAUUCGGUUACCGUCGAGCUGGAUCGCGGCAAGAUCCGCGAGCCCACCGAAUGCCCCCGCGCCCGGUGCAAGCAGAAGAACUCGAUGCAGAUCAUCCACAACCGCUGCCUGUUCGAGGACAAGCAGGUCAUCAAGCUGCAGGAGACGCCAGACACCGUCCCCGCCGGGCAGACGCCGCACUCGGUCUCCGUGUGCGUCUACAACGAGCUCGUCGACUUCUGCAAGGCAGGCGACCGUGUCGAGCUCACGGGCAUCUACAAGGUCACCCCCGUGCGCGUCAACCCGCGGAUGCGGACGGUCAAGAGCGUGCACAAGACCUACGUCGACGUGGUGCACGUGCAAAAGGUCGACCGGAAGAGGAUGGGCGCCGACCCGUCGACCCUCGACCUGGCCGAGGAGGAGGAGGCCCACACGAACGGGCAAAGCCUCGACGAGGUCAAGAAGGUCACUCCCGAGGAGGAGGAGAAGAUCAAGGCGACCGCGGCCCGCCCGGACAUCUACGACCUGCUCUCCCGCUCCCUCGCGCCCUCGAUCUACGAGGCCGACGACGUCAAGAAGGGCAUCCUCCUGCAGCUGUUCGGCGGGACCAACAAGACAUUCGAGAAGGGGGGGAGCCCCAAGUACCGCGGCGACAUCAACAUACUGCUCUGCGGUGACCCGUCCACCGCCAAGUCGCAGAUCCUCUCGUACGUCCACCGGAUCGCCCCGCGCGGCGUCUACACCAGCGGCAAGGGCUCCUCUGCCGUCGGUCUCACCGCCUACGUGACCCGCGACCCGGAGACGCGCCAGCUGGUGCUCGAGUCGGGCGCGCUCGUCCUGUCGGACGGCGGCGUCUGCUGCAUCGACGAGUUCGACAAGAUGAACGAGUCGACGCGCUCGGUCCUGCACGAGGUCAUGGAGCAGCAGACCGUGUCGGUCGCCAAGGCCGGCAUCAUCACCACGCUUAACGCCCGCACCAGCAUCCUCGCGUCCGCCAACCCGAUCGGCAGCCGGUACAACCCGGACCUCUCGGUUCCGCAAAACAUCGACCUGCCCCCCACCCUCCUCUCCCGUUUCGACCUGGUCUACCUCAUCCUCGACCGCGUCGACGAGAAGACGGACCAGCGGCUGGCGCGCCACCUGCUGUCCAUGUACCUCGAGGACAAGCCCGAGACGGCCCAGAGCAGCAACGACAUUCUGCCCAUCGAGUUCCUGACGUCGUACAUCUCGUACGCGCGGGCCAACAUCCACCCGACCAUCAGCCCGGAGGCCGGGCGCGAGCUAGUGGAGGCGUACGUCGAGAUGCGCAAGCUGGGGCAGGACGUGCGGGCGGCCGAGAAGCGCAUCACGGCGACGACGCGGCAGCUCGAGUCCAUGAUCCGGCUGUCCGAGGCGCACGCCAAGAUGCGCCUCUCGCAGACGGUCACGCCCGACGACGUCCGCGAGGCCGUGCGGCUCAUCAAGUCGGCCCUCAAGACGGCCGCCACCGACGCCCAGGGCCGCAUCGACAUGAGCCUGCUGACCGAGGGCACCAGCGCCGCCGACCGCCGCCGCAAGGCCGACAUGAAGGACGCCGUCGUCCGCCUGCUGGACGACCUGACGGCCGGCGGCCAGGCCGUCCGCUACUCCGAGGUCGCCAGGAAGCUGGCCGACAGCGCCGGCGUCCCCGUCGAGCCGGCCGACUUUGCCGAGGUCAUGCGGGCGCUCGAGAUGGAAGGCGCCGUCAUGAUCACCGGCGAGGGACCCAGGAAGAGUGUGAGGAGGGUUACGGCGAGCAUCUGAUGAUUGGGCGUGUAUGUAUUCUGGGAACACGAACGAACGAGUGGGCAUGGGUAAUGAACGGGAUGGGGUCCGGCUUGGGAUUUCUAACAUGCAAUAACAUGCAACGGGCGUUGUAGACAUUUUGGGAU